Molecule: messenger RNA, 1122 nt
Organism: Trifolium pratense (red clover)
Lineage: Eukaryota; Viridiplantae; Streptophyta; Magnoliopsida; Fabales; Fabaceae
Product: EEF1A lysine methyltransferase 4
Exons: 9
Coding region: 95-799 (234 amino acids)
Molecular function (GO): S-adenosylmethionine-dependent methyltransferase activity
Source: RefSeq, a predicted model, not a curated record
AGAUUUGGAACAACAAACAAAACACAAACAUAAACAACUUCAUAUAUCAAUCUAUCUUGUUCCUUCCAACCAAACAGUUACAGAUUCAACAGUGAUGUCAACAGGUACACAAGCCUACGGUGAAUCAUGGUACUGGGACAACCGUUACACAAAUGAACCUGGUCCUUUUGAUUGGUACCAAAAGUACAUUACUUUGGCUCCUAUCAUCAAUCUCUAUGUUCCUCUUCAUCAAUCUAUCCUCGUUGUUGGUUCUGGAAAUUCAGCGUUUAGUGAAGGUAUGGUUGAUGAAGGUGGUUACAAGGAUGUUGUUAACAUUGAUAUAAGCUCUGUGGUGAUUGAUGCUAUGCAGAAGAAAUACCAAGAUCGACCUGAAUUGAAGUAUCUGGAAAUGGAUGUAAGAGACAUGAGUGCUUUUGAAUCAGAGUCUUUUGGUUCUGUUAUUGACAAAGGAACUCUUGAUUCUAUCUUGUGUGGAAACAAUUCAAGACAAAAUGCUACAAAGAUGCUUGAAGAAAUUUGGAGGGUUCUCAAGAACAAAGGAGUCUAUAUUCUGGUGACGUAUGGAGCUCCACAAUAUCGCUUACGUUUGCUACGCGAAUCAUGCUCCUGGACAAUUAAACUCCAUGUGAUAGAGAAACUUGCAGCAGAAGAAAAAUCUGAUGAUCCACUUUGGGAGCUGACAAAACCUAUUCCACUUAAUAAUGAUGGAAGCUCUGCGGAGGAAACCCUAGGACCGAAUCCCGACGUCCAUUAUAUAUACAUUUGCACUAAGGAAAUUUCUGCUAAUACAAACGUAUAAGCGUGAAUUGGCGCACUUUAACGAGGAAGGCAUGCAUAUCCAAUCUACAAAUUUGUGUUAACUACUCCUUUACUCUAGUUGAUCCUAGAAUUUGUAAUGUCAAAUCCAAAGUUAAUGAUAUUUUCUUUACAACAAUUUGUAUUAUGACUUUUUUCUCUCUCAAUAUUUGUGUGAUCCAAAGACAGUAGCAUUUCUUCAAUUGUAGAUUAGAUUGAUUCCAUAAGUUUUAUGUUAGCUUGUGAUGUUCCCUUAAACGCAGUUGUAAUGUUCCCUUAUGCUUUAAAUAUUCAAAAUGGCUAUAUUGAUGCAGCUUGUUACCCAAA